Hippopotamus amphibius kiboko is the source of this 1530-nucleotide messenger RNA. RefSeq names its product melanoma-associated antigen 8-like. Gene Ontology annotation, biological process: negative regulation of transcription by RNA polymerase II. The record is from RefSeq and is a predicted model, not a curated record. The transcript has 7 exons. NCBI's taxonomy places the organism in Eukaryota, Metazoa, Chordata, Mammalia, Artiodactyla, Hippopotamidae. Gene Ontology annotation, cellular component: nucleus. Bases 1 to 1530 code for a protein of 509 amino acids.
AUGAGAAAUGCACCCCGGGCAGCUCUGACAGAGCCCACUGACUUCCGGGUCUCCUCUUCAGGGGUGCUCUCGGGCCUCACAGGGGCGGUCCUCCUGGGCGGUCUGUCCCCUGCCAAGCUGAAGGAAGAAGGUCCUGGGAGUUCAUCCUCUGCGGACCUGAAGCCUCACCCCUCAGACAAAACACCUCACCCCGCCGAGACCCCUGAGCCAGAGUCAAGGGGGACCCAGCUGUCCUCCACGGUGUCCUACCACUGCUGCGUGACGCCACAAGAUGUAGAAAACACAGGGAGCCAGGCAUUGGUGCCUCUGCUUGGUGGCCGCACGCGCUCUUGCGGGCUCACUCCCCUGGGCAGACUGGAUGUGAGGCAGGCGGCAAGCCUGUCUUCAAAGCACAGCGACCGCGGGCUGGUGGACUCUCACGGCAUCCACACGGGCGUGCGUGUCUGUGCCCUUCAGGGCCCUGUGGAGGUACCUCCGUCUGGGGGCUCCAGGAACCUGGAGGUGAAGGCCCGGUCCUGCAUCCUGAGUGAGUCCUCAGGUCAGCGAGGAGAGGAGGCCCAGGCAGUGCCAGGGGUCAAGCCCCGGAACCUCAGGCUGAGGUGGCUGCCCCCUGACGAGCCCCCUCACUUCCUCCUUCAGGUUUGCAGGGGACAGACCGCCCAGGAGGACCGCCCCUGCCUGUGGUCCCCAUCUGUCACCCCGCCCACUGUCAUCAUGCCCCUGUUCCAGAGAAGUGAGCUCCACGAGACUGAGGCCGACCUUCAAGACCAGGUCCAGGCCCAGGGCCCGGAGGAAGUGCAGCUGCUUGGGGCUGUGGGGGAGGGGGCCGCAUCCCCCUCGACCGCCUCCCCCCCAGUAGCCUCCUCCUCUGCCGCCCGUGCUGACGCCUUGCUGGAGGAGGCACUUAACAUGAUGGUGGCUGACCUGGUGUGGUUCCUGCUCCGCAAGUAUCGCGCCAAGGAGCCCACCUCCAAGGCGGAAAUCCUGAAUAUGGUCCUUAAAGACCAUCAGGACCACUUCCCCGUGGUCCUCGGCCAAGCCUCUGAGUGCAUGCAGCUGGUCUUUGGCAUGGAUGUGAAGGAGGUGGACCCCAGGGAGCACACCUACGUGCUGGUCCCCACCCUGGGCCUCACCUGCAAUGCGAUGCUGAGUGAUGGGCAGAGCUUCCCCAAGGCCGGCCUCUUAGUGAUGCUUCUGGGUGUGAUCGCCCUGGAAGGCGAGCGGGCCUCUGAGCAGAAAGUCUGGAGAGCACUUAGGAAGAUGGGGGUGCGUCCUUUGAGGGAGCACCACAUCUAUGGGGAGCCCAGGGAGCUGCUCACCAGAGUGUGGGUGCAGGAGGGCUACGUGGAAUACCGGCAGGUGCCCCACAGCAACCCUGCCCGCUACGAGUUCCUGUGGGGGCCCCGGGCCCAUGCGGAAAUUAACAGGUUGCAAGUCCGGGAGUAUCUGCACAGGGUCAAUCGAUGGGAUCCCAGGUCCUUCCUAUCCCUGUGUGCAGAGCCUGUGAGCGAUGAGGAAGAGGGGGCCUGA